AAGAAGCGCUCUCUGUGGGGAUGGGAAUGGAAAGUGUGGUCUGUGCUGGUGUACGGUGUGCACGCGGAGUAACCAAUUUGCAGCCUCUGUGCAUGGAUAUUCUGCACACAAAAAAACAUUUUAUUUGGGCAGUGCAUCGUUGCUGCAGGCUGCAUCCCUAACUAACCACCAUGAUUCAGAGACCAGCGGCCCCUGGGACCCAGUCUCUCCGGUCAGCCCCGUGGCCCAUUCCCUCUGGUUUGAGACUGAAGAAGCAGAACUAUUGUUGACCUUUUCUCCGCCAGAGCCCCAGAAUCCUUUGGGAGGUAUCGGAUGUGAUCAUUCUUUUGGAGAAGUGGUGUAUCCGUAUUGACAACCUGGGAAGGAAGUAGGAUAUCACAUGUGAAAUAUCUGGGAUUUCCCUUCCCCUCAGGGAUUAUUGGGUUGUGGAUAUUGUGGAGUUGGGACUGAGCAGGGAAGAGAGAGGGUAUCUGGCAUUCAGCCUGCUAUGGAAUUGGGAGCUGAGGGGAGCAAGCAUCAGCACCAGCACCAGAGGAGGAAACCUGUGAGACAUGCACUGGAGGAGCAGAAAAAGAUUUACACGGACUGGGCCAACCAUUACCUGGUGAAGUCGGGCCGUCAGCGACUGAUUAAGGACUUGCAGCAGGACGUGACAGAUGGAGUGUUACUGGCUGAGAUCAUACAGGUUGUGGCGAAUGAGAAGAUAGAAGACAUCAAUGGCUACCCUAAGAACCGGACACAGAUGAUUGAGAACAUUGAUACCUGCCUUGGAUUCCUGGCAGCCAGAGGGGUGAACAUCCAGGGGCUCUGUGCAGAGGAGAUUCGUAAUGGGAACCUGAAGACCAUUCUCGGUCUGUUCUUCAGCUUGUCCCGCUACAAGCAACAGCAGCAGCAGCAGAAGGUGUUGAAACAGCAGGCCUCUCAUCAGCCAAAGCACAGCACCCAGCCUGGACAUACUCCCCAUAGAUCACCAGCCCCCUCUCACACCCACACCCACGGCUCCACUGCACCAGAACACAAAGCAGCAUCAGAUAUGCUGUCCAGACUGCCAGGCCCCACCACGCGAGUCUCAGCCCCAGGCAGCGAGGGGAAGCAUCGCGGGGCCUCCAUCAGCAACCGCCGCAGCCAGAGCUUCAACCACCAUGACAUGCCCAAGUCCUCCAGCAGUGACAGAGAGAGAAGCACCACGGCCUCUCCCAUCAUGACUGAGCACGGUCUGUCUCCAGGGCCCAUCAAUGGCUGCUCUUCCUCCUCCAACCCCCAGCCCAAUGCAGGCAACAGCAGCAAGCCCCGGAGGAGUAAGUCCCUGAACACCAAGCACAGCACCACCUCCUCCAUGCUGUCCGUCAAACAGGACCCUCCCACCAGGCAGCCCGCGGCCACACCCCUAGAGGUCCUCCCUAAAGUCAUCGCCCAGAAGUCCAUGCUGGAGAAAUUCAAGCUUUUCAACAGAAAAGGAGGCUCCAAGGCAGCUGGAGUCCUGACUGACAGGCCGAAAGGGCGGGAGACGGAGUCGAUGGAGUCGCGUCCCACCAGCAGUGACCACCUAGAGGAGGCAGAGGGGAACUCCCGGCCCCCCAGUGUCAUGGCGACCAGCCCCAAGCUUGCCCUGAAGGGCAUUGCCCAGCGCACCUUCGGCAGGGCCCUCACCCCCCAGAAGAGCUCUCUGAAGACUGGGGAGAAGGAGAAGGACAAGGCCAGGCCCAAGGAGAGGGACAAGGCCCGGGAGGGAGGCUCCAAGCGGGGGUUUGUCACAGAGCCCAGGGAUGACACCAGGCAGGAGGGAGUAGGUUCAGACUCAGCAGAGCCCAAGAGGAACACUAAGAGUACCAGCCUCAUCCCAAAAGGAGGCAAGGCUGGCAGUGGCAAAAAGGAGGUUUCAGCCCCAGCAGCACACAGCGGAAUACAAAAGCCAGGGUUCAAGGCAGGGAAGACCCCGGGGGUGCCCUCUUCUGGUCGAGAUGGAGACAGGCCCAGCAGUUUGAGGACCGGUGGGGGUGGUGGUCACUCGGUGCACAAGUGCCAGCUGGACAGCAGAAGCUCCAGCUCCUGCUCCAGCCUGGCCUCCUCUGAAGGGAGGUCUCACCAUCAACACCACCAUACCAACGGAGCACCCCCAGUGGCCACCACAGCCAGCAACACCAUCAGUGUCCAGCUACCUCAUCCUCAGCAGCAAUACAACCACCCCAACACUGCCACUGUUGCACCAUUCAUGUACAGGUCUCAGCCUGAUGUGACUGGAGCAGACAUGAUGAUGGAGGCAGCGGGGUCACUGGAAGGUCACAGAGAGACUGCAGCCAUCAGCAAGUCAGCAGACAACUCCCAUGAGGACCUCACAGGUGAAGACCCUGAGGCCAGGCGGUUGCGGACGGUGAAGGACAUUGCUGAUCUGAGGCAGAACCUGGAGGACACCAUGUCCAGCCUGAGGGGAACACAGAUUAGCCACAGCACCCUAGAGACCACCUUCGACAGCAGUGUCACCACCGAGAUCAGCGGGAGAGGCAUGCUCAACCUGUCUCCCCACCCCAACCCAGCGCUGCCCUGGCGACUGUGCCCCUCCAGCCCACGUCUGCAGGCAGGCGACGCCCCCUCUGUGGGAAAUGGGUACGCAGUGGUGAUGCGGGGCAGCUCCAGUGGCAUGGUGAGCCCAGAGGAUGGGCGCUACCUCCGCAGCAGGCAGACACCAGGACAGGAGAGUAACACUGUGUGUGACCUGUCAGACAAGAUGGAAGAGCUGGAGGGCGUUGCCAUAGAGACCACAGGGUACAUGAGCGAUGGGGACGUGCUAGGGAAGAACAUCCACAUGGACAAAGUCACCAGUGGCUACAUGACGGACGGUGGGGUGGGCAUGUACACACGCCGCCUCAAGCACCUGCCGGAUGGCAUGGCUGUGGUCCGAGAGACACUCCAUCGUAACAGUUCCAAGGGCCAAGGGGACGCCACCGACAGUUGGGACGACAGCAGCUCGGUGAGCAGUGGGGUCAGUGACACUAUCGACACAGAUGACAUCAACACCAGUUCCUCAGUCAGCUCCUACGUCAACACUCCGUCCGUCUCCUGCAAGGACGUAGAGGGACAGCUCCAGACAGACGCAGAGAAGCACCUGGCCAUCGAGCAGAACUCUGUGUGGUCCGGCAGCGACGAGGUCAAGAGGUCAGACGGUGUCUCAGACAACGGGGUCAAAAUGGAGUCGGGCUCCAAGUAUUGCCGCCACCCCUCAGACAUGUCGGACAGGAGCUCCUCAGGCCGCAAUACACCCUCCGUGGCCCACACAGGCUCCUGGAGGCGGGGAAUGAGCGCCCAGAUGGGCGUAACCUCCCCCAGGACCAAGGCCCCCAUCACGCCAGGCUGUGCAACUCUGAAGACCCAUGUUACAGGUAAAACGGACGAUGCCAAGGUGUCGGAAAAAGGCCAACAUUAUCUCUCUCCCCGGGCCAAGUGUAGCAUGCAGCGCUCCCCAUCAGACACGGGCCGCAGCAGUGGAGACGAGGCCAAGAAGCCCCCUUCCUCCUCCAGCUCCAGCCGUACCCCCACCACCAACACCUUUGGAUUUAAGAAGCAUGCAGGAGGAGGUAUGACCAUGGUGACAGCCAGCGGAGUGACCAUCACCAGUGGCUCAGCCACCCUGGGAAAGAUCCCCAAGUCAGUGCAGCUCCACGGGGGUCGGGGUCUUGGUCGCCAGGCCAGUGUGGAUGAUGGCUACCUACCUGUGAGCUCACACUCCACCCUGCAGUACCGCAGCCUCCCCCGGCCCAGCAGAGCCUCUGGUGGAGGACGCAGCACAAGCCGCUCAUCCAGCACCAGCAUCGACUCCAAUCUCAGCAGCAAGUCCAACACGCUCCAUGGCCCCAAAAGCCGCAGCCAAGUCCCCAAACCCAGCGCUGGUGGCACCCCCCUUCCUGGCUCUGGAUCCAACCAGACAGACCGGGAGAAGGGGGUGUCCUCUGAAGCCAGUCCCACAGCCCCGGGAGCCAGGCAACCAGGGGGAAAGUACCCAGACGUCUCCUCCCCUACCAUGCGCAGACUGUUCGGAGGCAAGCAGGGCAAGCAGCAUGCCCCAGUCACCACCGCAGAAAACAUGAACAACUCCACUGGCCAGCAGGGCAGCGCUCUGGACUCCCCCUCAGCCAGUAGCGGGGGCAGUAGCCCUCUGUAUGGGGGUGGAGGUCGUCUGGGUGUGGAGGCACACUCCCUCUCCCCCCUGGCCUCCAGUCCCAGUUCGGCCCUGUCCACCCCCUCCCACAGCCUGGCCUGGAACAGCACCCUGAGCAGGGACACUCUGAGCCCCGGCUACCCCUCCCUCAGCAGCCUUGCCACCAGCAGCGAGUCCAUCGACCUGUCUCUGGGCAGCGGAGGCCACGGACACCACGGCCCUGGUCACGACACACUGCCAGCCUGCGUCAGGAACAACGGCAUCAAAACUGGCUUCUCAGACAGGUACGGCCACCUGCCCCAGCUACGUAGUCAUGACGACCACCGGGAUUGGCUGCGUUCCCACUCUGCAGGAGGUCUUCAGGAGUCUGCCGCCAGCUCACCCUUCUACCCCACCUCCAGCCUCACCUCGCCCUCCGGAGCCCGCUUCAACUUCUCCCAGCUUGCAGGCAGCCCUACCACGGCGGCACAGAUCAACCUGGCAAACCUCCGCAGCGUCCUGGCCAAUCAGGAUGGUUCGUAUGACCCAUACAGUGACCCCCGUCUGAGGAACUCGUCCAUGUCUCUAGAGGAGAAGAGUCGCACCAUGACCAGCUCUGGGUCCUUCAGAGAAGGCCUGGAGGAGGUCCACGCCUCCUCUGUGUCUCUGGUGUCCAGCACUUCGUCUGUCUACUCCACGCCUGAGGAGAAAGCUCAGUCAGAGAUUCGUAAGCUGCGGAGAGAAUUGGACGCCUCCCAAGAGAAGGUGUCUGCUCUGACCACUCAAAUGAGUGCUAAUGCUCACCUGGUAGCAGCAUUUGAGCAGAGCUUGGGGAACAUGACCAUCCGACUCCAGGGACUUACCACCACGGCUGAGCAGAAGGACUCUGAGCUAAACGAGCUGAGGAAGACCAUAGAACACCUGAAGAAGCAGAAUACCGCAGUCCAGGCAGCCAUCAACGGUGACAUCAAUCUCCCAGAGACCUCCUGCCAUUCCAUAGCUUCAGCCAAUGAGAGCUCCCAGUCUCACCUGGACCUGCGUAUCCACAGACAGCACUCAUCUGACAGUGUGUCCAGCAUCACAAGCGCCACCAGCCACUCCAGUGUGGGCAGCAACCAGGAGCUGGACUCCAAGAACAAGAAGAAGAAGAACUGGGUUUAUGAGCUGCGGAGCUCCUUCAAGCAGGCAUUUGGGAAGAAGAAGUCGCCCAAGUCUGCGUCCUCCCACUCAGACAUUGAGGAGAUGACCGACUGUUCUCUGCCCUCCUCCCCCAAGCUAACAGCAUAUAACUGCUCCACCAUCUCUACACCCAUGCUCCAGAACUCCCACUCCAACUCUUUGAUCUCAGAGUACACAGACAGCGAGGCGGAGAAGGUGAUGGGGCUCCGCAGUGAGCUCCGAGACAAGGAGAUGAAGCUGACUGACAUACGCCUGGAGGCCCUCAGCUCCGCCCACCAGCUGGACCAGCUCAGGGAGUCCAUGAACCGCAUGCAGGGCGAGAUAGAGAGGCUGAAGACUGAGAAUGACUGUCUGAAGAUGGAGAGUCAGGACAGCUGCAGCAGAGCAGCCUCACAGGCCUCAGUGGCCUCACCCUCAGCGGGCCAGUCACAGCACGGCCUCGCCCUAACAGAGUCCACCAGCCUCGACAUGCUGUUGGAGGACAACGGGGACGGUAGCUCACGGAAAGAAGGACAACACGUCAAGGUGGUCGUAACUCUGGAUGAGGACACCAAGUGGAAAGAGGACCGUAGACCUCGUCAUUUCCUGAUUGGUUGCAUUGGUGUCAGUGGGAAAACUAAGUGGGAUGUGCUUGAUGGGGUGGUCAGACGUCUCUUCAAGGAGUACAUCAUCCAUGUGGACCCAGUCAGCCAGCUGGGUCUAAACUCAGACUGUGUCCUGGGCUAUAGCAUCGGGGACAUCCAUCGCACCAGUGGGGCUGACACCCCUGAACUCCUGCCCUGUGGAUACCUUGUUGGAGAUAGUGACACCAUCUCUGUCUCCCUCAAAGGUGUGUGUGAGCACAGCCAGGACAGCCUGGUAUUCGAGACACUGAUUCCCAAGCCCCUGCUGCAGCGCUACUUGUCCCAGCUGCAUGACCACGGCAGGAUCAUCCUGUCUGGCCCCAGCGGCACUGGAAAGAGCUUCCUGGCCAGCCGGUUGGCCGAACACAUGGUGCUGAGGGAGAGGAGUGAGGUCACCGAUGGGACCAUUGCCACGUUCAACGUAGACCACAAGUCAAGCAAGGAGCUGUGUCAGUACCUGUCUAACCUGGCUGACAAGUGUAAUAGUAUGAGUCAUGGGGUGAACAUGCCCCUUGUGGUCAUACUGGACAACCUGCACCGCAGCAGCUCCCUGGGAGAGGUCUUCAAUGGCCUGCUCAGCUGCAAGCACCACCGCUGUCCUUAUAUCAUUGGAACAAUGAAUCAGGCUACAUCGACCACUCCCAACCUCCAGCUUCAUCAUAACUUCAAGUGGGUGCUGUGUGCCAACCAUACUGAGCCAGUGAAGGGCUUCCUGGGUCGGUUCCUGAGGAGGAGGCUGAUGGAGACAGAGAUCAGCAGCCGACAGCGCAAUGCUGAGCUGGUGAGGAUCAUUGAGUGGAUCCCUACUGUCUGGCAUCACCUCAACCGGUUCCUGGAGUCCCACAGCUCCUCGGACGUCACCAUCGGGCCCCGCCUCUUCCUGUCCUGCCCCAUGGAUGUGGAGGGAUCCAGAGUGUGGUUCACAGAUCUGUGGAACUAUUCCAUCAUUCCCUACAUGCUGGAGGCUGUCCGAGAGGGGCUGCAGCUGUAUGGGAGGAGAGCUCCAUGGGAGGAUCCAGCACAGUGGGUGGUGGAGAGCUAUCCCUGGGCAGCCAGCCCCCUGCAGCACGAAUGGACCCAGCUGCUGAAGCUCCGGCCAGUGGACGUGGGAUUCGAUGGAUACUCCAUCUCCAAAGACGGCUGUCCCAGCAAGCAGGUUCCCCAGGGAGACACUAACGGAGACCCCCUGAUGAACAUGCUGAUGAAGCUAAAGGAAGCGGCCCACUGCUCUGCCAGCACUCAGAGCUACGACAGCGACUCCAACAGCAACCAGGAUCACCAUGACAACACCGUGCUGGACUUAUCACUGGAGUGCACACUAUGAGUCUCACUGGGUCAGAUAAUACUCACUGUGGCUGGGACACAUCCUAACUUGAGAUACCUUUGUGUUAGUCAUCCAUUGACAUCAAUGGGAGACUGAUAUGAGGUUAUGUAUUUGAAGAUGUAUUUAAAGUUAGAAUUUGGACUUCUGUAAUUUCAGAUCUUUAGGCAGACAUAUUACAUAAUAGUUGGAACUCACUACUUUCCAAAAAGGGUUCUUCAAAGGGUCCUCCUAUGGGGACAGCCGAAGAACCCUUUUAGGUUCUAGAUAGCAUAACCUUUUAUUCUAAGAGUGUAGACCUUACAGGGCUAUUAAAUUCCCGUCCUGAAGGGAUGAAAUACUUCUGUUUUUUCAUCCUCUCCUUCUAAUUCAGAUCUGGAAACCACUUGAAUACAAUUAACUACCAGAUAGAAACAAAAAAAACUGAAAUGUUUCUCCCUUCCAGGACUGGAAUUUAAUAGCCUUGGGCCAUACUGGGUGCUGGUAACCCAAGAUAAAAAUCCCAGUCAAAGUUCAAUAACCUGAAUAAUUUCAACUCAGUACUCUACUAUUUUCAGUGUUUAUUAGGAGUAUGUUUACAAUCACAGGCAAAGACAGUCAACCAUAUAAAUAAAUGACAAAUCUUAUGAGACGUCAAACCUGUUGCCUUGACUGUGACCUAACCUAGGCUAUAGCUCAUGAGAUGUCAAACCGGUUGCCUUGACUGUGACCUAACCUAGGCUAUAGCUCAUGAGAUGUCAAACCGGUUGCCUUGACUGUGACCUAACCUAGGCUAUAGCUCAUGAGAUGUCAAACCGGUUGCCUUGACUGUGACCUAACCUAGGCUAUAGUUUAUCAGAUGUCAAACCGGUUGCCUUGACUGUGACCUAACCUAGGCUAUAGCUUAUGUGGUCCAAACUGAGUAGCAAUAACUGGAUAUACAUUCACUCAGCUGCAUAGAGCUUUUUUUAAUUUAUUUUUUAUUUCACCUUUAUUUAACCAAGUAGGCAAGUUGAGAACAAGUUCUCAUUUACAAUUGCGACCUGGCCAAGAUAAAGCAAAGCAGUUCGACACAUACAACAACGC
Molecule: messenger RNA, 8320 nt
Organism: Oncorhynchus mykiss (rainbow trout)
Lineage: Eukaryota; Metazoa; Chordata; Actinopteri; Salmoniformes; Salmonidae
Source: RefSeq, a predicted model, not a curated record